GCAGCCGCGCCUCGGCCGCCUCCCCCGGCCGCCCGCCGUGCCCGGGCGCUGCCGCCAUGCCCCAGCCGGCCCCGCAGCCGCGCCCCGCAGCCGCCGCCGGCGCACCAUGAAGCGGCAGAACGUGCGGACGCUGGCGCUCAUCCUGUGCACCUUCACCUACCUGCUGGUGGGCGCCGCCGUGUUCGACGCGCUCGAGUCCGAGGCGGAGACGGCGGAGAAGCGGCGGCUGGAGGCCAAGAGCCAGGAGCUCAAGAGAAAGUACAACCUGAGCGCCGAGAGCUACCGCGAGCUCGAGCGGGUCGUGCUCAAGCUCAAGCCGCACAAGGCCGGCGUCCAGUGGAAAUUCGCCGGCUCCUUCUACUUCGCCAUCACCGUCAUCACCACCAUAGGCUACGGGCACGCAGCGCCCAGCACGGACGGCGGGAAGGUUUUCUGCAUGCUCUACGCGCUGCUGGGCAUCCCGCUGACGCUGGUGAUGUUCCAGAGCCUGGGCGAGCGCAUCAACACCCUGGUGCGCUCGCUGCUGCGCCGCCUCAAGCGGCGGCUGGGCAUGCGGCGGCCGGAGGUGUCGAUGGCCAACAUGGUGACCAUCGGCUUCUUCUCGUGCGUCAGCACCCUCUGCAUCGGCGCCGCCGCCUUCUCGCACUACGAGAACUGGAGCUUCUUCCAGGCCUACUACUACUGCUUCAUCACGCUGACCACCAUCGGCUUCGGCGACUACGUGGCGCUGCAGAAGGACCAGGCGCUGCAGACUCAGCCGCAGUACGUGGCCUUCAGCUUCGUCUACAUCCUGGCGGGGCUGACGGUCAUCGGCGCCUUCCUCAACCUGGUGGUGCUGCGCUUCAUGACCAUGAACGCCGAGGACGAGCGGCGCGACGCGGAGCAGCGGGCGCUGCUCAGCCGGGCGGCCCCGCCGGGAGCCGCGCCCGGAGCCGCCCCCGAGGCGGCCGCGGUGGCCCCGGCCGAGAGCGGCUUCAGGAACGUGUACGCCGAGGUGCUGCACUUCCAGUCGGUGUGCUCGUGCCUGUGGUACAAGAGCCGCGAGAAGCUGCAGUAUUCCAUCCCCAUGAUCAUCCCCAGGGAUUUGUCCAGCUCGGACACGGGCGUGGGGCGCAGCCACUCGUCGCCCGCCCGCUGCCCCGAGACCCCGCAGCACCGCUGCUUCUGCCGGCCCCGGCGCUCCGCCGUCAGCUCCGUGUCCACCGGGCUCCAGAGCCUGGCGGCCUUCCCGGGGUUCGCCAAGCGCCGCAGCUCCGUGUAGCCCCUUCUCCCCCCUCCCCGCGCACAGCCCGGAUCCCUCCCAGACUCCGGAUUUUUAAUUUCGAACCUCUUGGUUUAACGGGUUUUAAUUUCACCGAAACAAAACAAAACAAAACCAAAAAAAAACCACUCCUUGAAAAUGUGAAGCUCAGGAGAGCCUCGGAAUCCGGCGGGAUCGGGGGGCAGCCUGUCCUGCCCUCUCCACGCUCCGCAUCCUCGGGAAUUCCCCUGGAAGCGCAGGGGGGCCGCGGAAAUCAGGCUAAGAGGGGCUUAGCCGGAGCUUUUCCACAUCAGCCUGCCGGAAAAGCAGCCGGGAGUCACGUAGGCUGCUCCAAACCCCGCGACCUGGGGCUGUCUUAACCCUUUGCGGGGGAAUUCUGGAUUCGGGAUUCAGCGGGAAUCAUCCCUGAGAGGCGCGG
Oenanthe melanoleuca is the source of this 1679-nucleotide messenger RNA. RefSeq names its product potassium channel subfamily K member 3-like. Gene Ontology annotation, molecular function: open rectifier potassium channel activity; potassium ion leak channel activity. The transcript is spliced from 2 exons. NCBI's taxonomy places the organism in Eukaryota, Metazoa, Chordata, Aves, Passeriformes, Muscicapidae. Gene Ontology annotation, biological process: potassium ion transmembrane transport; stabilization of membrane potential. Gene Ontology annotation, cellular component: membrane. Bases 107 to 1261 code for a protein of 384 amino acids. The record is from RefSeq and is a predicted model, not a curated record.